This is a messenger RNA of Onychostoma macrolepis, 6369 nucleotides long. RefSeq names its product solute carrier family 5 member 3b (gene slc5a3b). NCBI's taxonomy places the organism in Eukaryota, Metazoa, Chordata, Actinopteri, Cypriniformes, Cyprinidae. Gene Ontology annotation, biological process: myo-inositol transport; transmembrane transport; inositol metabolic process. Gene Ontology annotation, cellular component: plasma membrane. The transcript has 3 exons. The record is from RefSeq and is a predicted model, not a curated record. Gene Ontology annotation, molecular function: D-glucose:sodium symporter activity. Bases 1761 to 3881 code for a protein of 706 amino acids.
AGCUGCGCUUAUGCAUUGUGGGAAAUGUGGUUAGUCAUAUCAGUGGAAAAUUACUCCAGAAAACGACGGGAUACUUAACAAAUAAAAGGUUUUAGAAACUUUAUAUAGCGUCAACGUUUUAUUAGGCUAUCAUUAUUUAUUUUUACCUUGUUGGAAUCAACUUAUUUGAAACGUCUUAAAUUAAAGCCUUAACCUAUUCGUAAUGUAGCUACAUUGAGUAGGCCUAGUCUAGCGUUUAUCUUAAAUCUGGCGCCCAGUCCAAAAUCAAUUGAAUUUAGAUUUAGCAAACCUGAUAUACUGGUAUUACAGAAAGCUUGGAAAUGUGAUUAAAGAUCACAGUUCUUAACCUCCAGUCUUGUAUUGUAAAAUGAUCAAGGUCAUUACUGACUGCAGAAAUCCCUCUGUCUAAUAAAUGUAUGCGUCUAAAAAAAAAUAUGUGCCUUCAUUUAUAAAUGACAUUACCUCACCUCAGCUGAUUUGGAAUAACAUCUUAAUCUUACUUUCUGCAAUUUAAUUGCACUGCACUUUCUCAUCUGUUUAUUUUGUGUGAGGACAGAUGCAGCUCACCCCAUGAGCAAGUAGGUCAGCUGCAUAUGACAUUGUUAUGUCUCAAAAUUACCUUGAUCCUUUCACCCAGAUACAGACGAUUGAUAAAGAUAUACCACAAGCAAUGAGUAAUUGUGUUUAUUUUUGUUUUACUUCAGCUUUAACGUGUGGGUGGGCACUUCAGGUGCACCCGUGGGAUGAUCUUGGGAGGACCUCGCGGAUCUGUUAGACUAGAAUUCAAUUUAUUUCCUUAGCUACUAAUGACAGAAAGGCUGUAAAAUCUAUCGCUAUGCUGGAUGAAAUGAUAGCAUGCAUACAGUAAAACUAAGGUAAACAAACUUAGUAAAUAACAUUCUUAAUGAGCACUGUAAACCCCACUGCUCAGGAACCUUAUGGUGCAUUUCCAAAUUGUUCUUUUGACAGUAAUACCUAAGAGGCUUAGAUUUAGCCUUUCCACAGACUGUUUGUCCUUUAGUCCUGGAGGUUUGAUCGUGGCUAAAGAAGACGAUUUCUAGUAGUUUCCAAUGUUAAGUAAGGGACUACAAGAGGUGAUAAGUCAUGAAACAAAGCUCUUUUAGGAUAAACUCUUUUGAUAUGUAAUAGGCGUGGUUUAAUAUGCAAAUUUCCCGCCCUGGUGGCCACGUGACACACUGAACGUACAACCAAAGGCGUUUACAGCGGAAGAUAAAGAGUGGAUGGACGUUUAUAAAAGGCGUGUUUGGGGCACCAUUCAUUCCAAAGGAAUUAAAUCUUCCAUUUAUGAACUUUUAAAGACCUCUUCUGACAACGAACAUAUCCUGCCUCCUUCCGCGUUGAAGCUGUCAGUAAUCGAUGAAGAUGAUCACAACGCAUGGAGCCCUUCCUUCAUUCAACUAACACGCGCUGCUCAGGUCUUUAUUUCAACACUGUAUCAUGAAAAUGAAGGUCAUAUGGAGUUGGGAAUGACAAGGAAUGUAAACUCUUGCCAUUUCUAGACCAGAAGCCAGAGACAUCCUCCCCAAAAUAACUCUUGUGCUUCAUGAGAGCACCGUUGGAUAACAAAUCAAAACCAAAUAGAGAUUCAUCUGACAGACGGCGGAUGCUUCCGUUUCCUUCUAGAAAGACAGCAAACCAAAAGGAAUAAGAGAUUUUUUGUGCUUUUGCUUGCAUCUUUACCCAAAUAAACCAAAUUUUUUGCAGACAAUUGCAUUUUGAACUGUUAUAGUAGCUUAAACAUGUUAAAAACAGGACCAGUGAUGGAGGCGGCGGAUAUUGCAAUAGUUGCACUUUAUUUUGUGCUCGUGCUUGUAAUUGGUCUGCUCGUCAUGUGGAAGGCCAACCGUAGCACUGUCAGUGGCUACUUCCUGGCAGGUCGAACUAUGAAUUGGGUGGUUGUUGGUGCCUCACUGUUUGUCAGCAACAUUGGCAGCGAGCAUUUCAUUGGACUUGCUGGUUCUGGUGCAGCCAGUGGUUUUGCAGUGGGCGCCUGGGAGUUCAAUGCCAUCCUGCUUCUGCAGCUGCUCGGCUGGGUGUUCAUCCCAGUCUACAUCUACUCUGGAGUUUACACCAUGCCAGAGUACCUCUCCAAGCGCUAUGGGGGCAAGCGGCUAAAGAUUUACUUUGCAGCCCUCUCACUUCUGCUCUACAUCUUUACUAAACUCUCAGUGGACUUGUAUGCAGGAGCUCUUUUCAUCCAGGAGUCUCUUGGCUGGAACCUCUACCUGUCGAUCAUCUUGCUUAUCUCUAUGACCGCCUUGCUGACAGUAACCGGUGGACUGGCUGCUGUGAUAUACACAGACACUCUACAGGCCGUGCUCAUGAUUGGCGGUGCGUUAACCCUCACCAUCAUCAGCCUGCUCAAGGUCGGCGGUUUGGAAGGGGUGCGGGAAAAAUACAUGGAGGCGAUCCCCAAUGUCACAGCCAUCUUGGCUAAGAGCAACUUCAGCUUCCAGUACACAAACUCCUGCCGAAUCCAUCCCAAGCCAGAUUCCCUCAAGCUCCUACGAGGACCGCUUGAUGAGGACAUCCCUUGGCCAGGCUUCCUUUUGGGUCAAACCCCCUCAUCCAUUUGGUACUGGUGUGCUGACCAGGUCAUCGUCCAGAGAGUGUUAGCCGCCAAGAACAUCGCCCAUGCCAAAGGCUCUACACUUAUGGCAGGAAUGCUAAAGAUCCUUCCCAUGUUCAUCAUUGUUAUUCCAGGAAUGAUCUCACGAAUAUUGUUCCCCGAUGAGCUGGCAUGCAUCGGACCAGAGCACUGCAUGGCUGUGUGCGGCAGUCAGGCUGGCUGUUCCAACGUCGCCUAUCCUCGGCUGGUCAUGAACGUCAUGCCGGUGGGUCUCAGAGGGUUGAUGAUGGCUGUGAUGAUCGCUGCCCUCAUGAGUGACCUAGACUCGAUUUUUAACAGCGCUAGCACCAUCUUCACACUGGACAUUUAUAAAAUGCUGCGUGCACGUGCCUCCUCCUGUGAGCUGGUGGUUGUCGGCAGGUUUUUUGUGAUAUUCAUGGUGAUUAUCAGCAUCGCCUGGGUGCCUGUCAUUAUUGAGAUGCAAGGUGGCCAAAUGUACCUGUACAUCCAAGAAAUGGCAGGAUACCUCACUCCACCCAUUGCUGCCCUCUUUCUACUUGGAGUCUUCUGGAAGCGUUGCAAUGAGACCGGCGCAUUUUGGGGCGGCAUGACUGGAUUCGUACUAGGCACUACCCGCCUCUUCCUUGGGUUCAUAUAUCGUGAGCCAAAAUGUGACCAGCCGGAUGAACGCCCGGCUUUCAUCACAGAUGUCCACUACAUGUACAUUGCUGCCGGGUUGUUUUGGAUCUCCGGGCUGGUGGCAGUGUGUGCCAGUCUGUGCACAUCUCCACCAGAAGAGGAGAUGGUUAAGCGUACCACAAUCUGGGGCUUGAAAGAACUUAAGCGCCUUACUGUGAGUGAGCGAGAGGAGAUGUACAAACUCACUAAUGGCAGUGGCGAUGGUGCUCUCAAGAAAGAUGUUCCAGAAGACGUCCAGAAGGAUAGAUGUCUUGAUGGGGCUGACAUGAAACUCCUUAUGCCCUCCCCUAGUGAGCAAGAUCCCAUGACCCCCAGCACAGAGGCAUCUACUCCGAUGGAGCUGUAUGCCAAUGGUCAUGCAAAUCUUGUAAAUCAGACGAAGUGUGAUGAAGAGAGCUGCCCCCAAGUGUUUGACUGGAUUUGUUGUCACAAGGGGAAAACAUCUGUUGUCGAACCCAAAGUGGCUGAAGAAGAUGAAAGAGCUGUCCGUGAAAUGCUUCAUGAACCUCCUAAGAUCAAGCUCUUACUUAACUUUGGCCUGGUAUUUGUCUGUUCACUGGGUGUUUUCAUGUUUGUGUACUUCUCCUUGUAAUAUGCUGAUCUUGCAGUACUGUAAGGCCUGUGUGAAAGACAGCACAUUUAUAAGAACUGUUUGUUGUUAUUAUAAGCCAUUUAGGGUCUGUAAUAUUUACAGUGUGGUUUAUUUUUCUUUUUAGAACUUCCUUUUAGGGACUUUAAGCAUUUUGAAUCAUACUGAUAGAAGUUAUUUAUUCCUUUUACCUUGGUUCUCUCACACUUCCUUGAAAAUAUUCAGCUGUUCUUUGUGGUAUGUUGACAACCAAAUGCAUCAUUGAAACUGUAGCUUUUUUAUAGUUUAUACUUGGUUGAGCUAAGGUAAUGUAGGAUGUACUAUUUUCAUUCCUUGGUGAAUUUUGCCUUAAUGUGUGCACUCCUCCAAACCCAAAUGAGGUCAGUUUUUUGCCUCCAGCCAUUUUAUUAAUUCAACAUACCACUCCUAUAGUAGUACGUAAAUGUGUAAGGAAGUUGUCUUUUGCAUAUGCGCACUGUUAGGACUACCAAAUUUCUAAAACUUGACCUCACUUGUAAAUUUGUCACCUGUGUAACUAGAAUAGGGUUUCCAAGUUUUAAUGUGAACUUACAGUGCGAAACGGUGGGAAAUUUAUCAUGAUGUCAAAGUGUUUAUUUAAAUAGAUAUCACUAAAGUGUUAGGCUGUCUGAUUAAACCUAAUGUACAUUCCCAAAUACAAGGGAGGGUUUAGGUCUAUUCAUGUAAAUUGUAACUGUAAUUGUUUAUGUAAUUUGCUGUAUUUUCCGUACUUUCAUUACUUUGUAUUUAAAGCUACUUUCAUUGGACAAAAACACCAAAAUGCCUUUUUCGCAGAGCCGUGAAGACAUUGCUUUUUGUAAAUAUAACAUUUAAUGUAAAGAAAAAAAAAGACUUCCAAGACGUUAUCACUAGAAAACAACUCAACUCUAAAAUGCACAGUCUGAUUAUAUGGAUGUUACUAAAUGACCAUAAGAACUGCCACAGGAAAGACCUUAGCUGGGGAACACUGUCAUUGCGUUAAUUACUGAUAUCAUAACGGAUAUUAUGAUAUCCCAAAACAUUAAGACUGGGAUGUCCAAUUUUGAUUGCUGCGCAAAAUAGUAUCUUGUUCUUCUAGAAGAAGAAUUUGAUUGUGGCUGCAGUAACAGGCAUUGCCUGUUGUUGAUCUGCUGUUGAAUGCAUUAUUUGUUCAGAGAAAGGGGAACAGCUGGAUGGCCUUAGUGAAAAUGAGAUGGGCGUGAGGAAUUUUCUAGCCAGAUGUAACUUAUUUUUUUAAGUACAAGUUCACAAUGUUGUAUUAAUACCUUGAAAAGACCUUAAAUGUAAUGUCGUGAAUUCAAGAAGUUAUGUCAAAAGAGUUGUAAGAGGAGGUUUUAUUUUUUUUAUUUUUUUUAAUGGGCCUUCAAAAAGUCUUUUUAUUAAGUAGGGAUAAAGUCAUUGGAGAGCUAUUGUUUUACAUUAUAAAUUAAAUCUAUGUAAAUCACUCCAUAUGUUUAAAUCCAUUUUUGUACAGAUAAUCUCUUUGUAAAAAAGGUACAUUAAUAAAAAGAAAAUGUUCAAUAGACAUUCGUUCUUUUAUAUUUAUUUUCCCCAAAUUAAAGGUUUGGUUUUGGACUCUUGUGGUCCCUGUGAAUGUUAAUGAAGCGAUUCCUAUUUCUUUGCAGCUAUCAGCUCAUUUUAUUCUUAUUUGUAGGUUCAUUCUCAAUGUCAGAGGGGAAAACACAGUCAUAUCACUGCAUAAGCUGUAAUGAAAUUUACAAAGAUUAUCAGAGGCCUGAUUGAUUCAGAUUCAUUGUUCUCAUCAUCCAAACCUGACAUGAUCUCCUUGAAAUGAUCAGUUUUCUUGUGUAGUUUGUAGUAGACUUAUACUCCAACAGAACGUCCUUUUAGCACAUAUUGUACACUUGUAUGCAUGUCCUUUUUUUCUGGAAAUACUACUACUUGCUUAGGGUGUGGAAUUGAUUGUCGGUUUGGGAUACACCACAGAUUUUCAAACCAACACCAAAACGUUUUGAAUAUUUAUCCAUUCAUUUAGUAGUGAAAUGAUGAUGGGCUUCUGUCUUUUUUGAAGGCACUUACAUGUUGUUUGUUCAGUGAUUGAUAAUGUGAAUUGUAAUUGACUUACAUUAUUUCAUUCAACGUCACUCUCUGAGGUACUUAUUUUAACAUGGACUUUCAUAACAACAAAAGGGUUUUGUGUUCAUUUGGGUUUAUUUGUUUCAAUAGCUCAUGCUUUGUUUGUAUUGAAUCAUUUGUCAUUGGAUGGAUUUCAAAUAUUUCUGUUGUGUGAUUUAGUUUAGAGUUUGUACAUUUCUUACGAUGUCUUGUGUUGCCAGAAAGCUGGCUUUAUCGAUUCAUUGUGAUUUCCAUGAGCUAAAAAGAUGCAUAUGGAGUUUAUUGCUUUCAAUCUCUGAUCUUAUCAGAAAUACACAAAUGAUUUGUACAUUGUACAUUUGCCACUUUUAUUAUCAAAAGUUGCGGAUGAAUAAAAAGACAUUCAUUUAAGGACAAA